Sphenostylis stenocarpa is the source of this 867-nucleotide messenger RNA. Lineage: Eukaryota; Viridiplantae; Streptophyta; Magnoliopsida; Fabales; Fabaceae. The record is from the annotation of a GenBank genome assembly.
AUGAUCGAAACUACAGAUGCAAGAAUUGACCGCUGGACCAAGACGAAGGGAGGUGGGUCAGAUCUAAUUAGUUUGGGCUAUCAAAUGCGUGGCAAGAGACAGACAAGCCCUAUCAAAUUGAACAAUCAAACACAGUUGAACGGGCCCAAAUCUUUUGCAAAAGUACAAGAAGAAUUUAAGGCAAUGAGUACGGCCAGGUUUAUCAAGUGUGUAACAGUUGGAGAUGGUGCUGUGGGAAAGACAUGCAUGCUUAUAUCCUAUACCAGCAAUACCUUUCCCACGGAUUAUGUUCCAACAGUGUUUGACAAUUUCAGUGCUAAUGUAACUGUGGAUGGUAGUUUGGUUAAUCUUGGUUUAUGGGAUACUGCAGGACAAGAAGAUUACAACAGGCUAAGGCCUUUAAGCUAUAGAGGAGCUGAUGUGUUUUUGUUGUGCUAUUCUCUCAUCAGCAAAGCCAGUUAUGAGAACAUUUCCAAAAAGUGGAUACCUGAGCUGAGACAUUAUGCUCCAAAUGUGCCUAUUGUGCUGGUGGGAACAAAACUAGAUUUGCGCGAUGACAAGCAAUUUCUGAUUGAUCAUCCCGGAGCCACACGAAUUACAACUGCUCAGGCAUGUCCUCAUCGAAUUAAACAAAAAAUGGCUAUACUUAAACUGAAUUUCCUUUGCAUACAUAGUAGAUUUAACAAUGGUUGUUGUGAGCAGGGUGAAGAGUUGAAGAAAAUGAUUGGUGCAGUGACUUAUAUUGAGUGCAGCUCCAAAACACAGCAGAAUGUGAAGACUGUUUUUGAUGCUGCAAUAAAGGUUGCAUUGAGGCCACCAAAGCCAAAGAAGAAACCGCGCAAGAAAAGGACCUGUACUUUCCUCUGA